AUGAUUAAACAUGGUGUACAUCUAACUGUUGUUAAUUAUAACACAUUCAUGAAUAGUAAUUGUUUGAUUAAUGAAGUGAAGAAGGCCAUAGAUAUAUUCAACAAUAUGGUCCACAAGGGAGUGAUACCCAAUGUUAAGAGCUACAACAUCAUUAUUAAUGGAUUGUGCAAGAAUAAAAUGGUGGAUGAAGCCAUGAACCUCUUUAAAGAAAUGCAUAAUAAGGAGAUUGUUCCUAAUGUGGUAACUUAUGGGACCCUCAUUGAUAGUUUUUGCAAAUCGGGGAAAAUCUCUAUUGCUUGGGAGCUUGUAGAUGAGAUGCAUGAUAAUCUUGACAACGCAAUUUCAUUGGUUAACGACAUUCAAGGCCAAGGCUAUCAACUAACUGUCUGGACGUAUAAUAUUAUGAUAAAUGGGUUUUGUAAGGAUUGGUUGUUUGAUGAAGCACUUGCUUUGUUAUCAAGAAUGGAAGACAAUGGUUGUAUUCCUGACAUUGUGAGCUAUGAAACAAUUAUUUAUGCCCUCUUUGAACAAAAUGAGAGAGAUAAGGCAGAAAAGCUUCUACAGAAAAUGAUUUCUAGAGGUCUAAUAUUGAAAAAUGGUGCUGGUUGGUGUGGUCAAGAAGUCCCUGAGGAGGAAAGUGUAGGAAAAUGUAAUGGCUCCACUGCCGCACAUCAACAAAUGCAACUCAGAGUAGCACGUGAAAUGAUACUGUUGGAAUAUUAUAAAUAUCUUAUAAUUACUCGUAUAAUCAAUUUGUAG
Messenger RNA from Cicer arietinum (chickpea), 759 nucleotides. Lineage: Eukaryota; Viridiplantae; Streptophyta; Magnoliopsida; Fabales; Fabaceae. The record is from RefSeq and is a predicted model, not a curated record.